UCUCCCACAGGUACCCUCCAUUAGAAAUCGCUGACAGAACACACUGUUUAAAAUUUGAUAAUCUGUCCGCAAUUUUUCUCCUAGGGUUUGUGCUUCUAGAUCCAAACCAAAUCCCCAAAAAUGAGCACCGCUGGUUCGACCAAGGGCGGCAGAGGCAAGCCUAAGGCCUCCAAAUCGGUUUCCAGGUCUCAGAAGGCCGGUCUCCAGUUCCCCGUCGGCCGUAUCGCCCGUUUCCUCAAGGCCGGCAAGUACGCCGAGCGCGUCGGUGCCGGCGCGCCUGUCUAUCUCUCGGCCGUUUUGGAGUAUCUCGCCGCCGAGGUUUUGGAGCUUGCUGGGAACGCUGCGAGAGACAACAAGAAAAACCGUAUUGUUCCAAGGCAUAUACAGCUUGCGGUGCGUAAUGACGAGGAAUUGAGCAAGCUUUUGGGAUCUGUUACUAUUGCCAAUGGAGGCGUUUUGCCGAACAUUCACCAGAACCUCUUGCCUAAGAAGAUCGGAAAGGGGAAAGGCGAUAUUGGUUCUGCUUCACAAGAAUUUUAGGCGGCUUCCUUUCUUUUAUGUUGUAGUUUAGAGAGUGAUAACAGAUUAAGGGUCUUUUAUCUAUUGUAUGGCUUGUGACCCCUUUAAUACCGUGUAAACUCAAAUUCUGGGAUAAAUUUAUUUUAUGGUUUGAAUACAGAUGCAUACUAAUUUUUCUCGGUUA
Morus notabilis is the source of this 703-nucleotide messenger RNA. RefSeq names its product histone H2AX. The transcript is spliced from 2 exons. Lineage: Eukaryota; Viridiplantae; Streptophyta; Magnoliopsida; Rosales; Moraceae. Gene Ontology annotation, molecular function: structural constituent of chromatin; protein heterodimerization activity; DNA binding. Gene Ontology annotation, cellular component: nucleosome. The record is from RefSeq and is a predicted model, not a curated record. Bases 121 to 540 code for a protein of 139 amino acids.